AUGUCAAAGAUCCGGAAACGCGACAAUCUAUAUGGCAUCUACGCACUUGUUUGUUUCAUCCUACUUUUGGUGACCUCGUUGCCUAAAAUGAGACGGAGGUUCUACAACGUAUUCUUUGCAUUCCAUUACAUUUGCACUUGGACGGCAGUACUGUUCCUGUACGUUCAUGUCAGACCACCUAUUCCAUACCUGACUGCCAUCAAUGCUGCAAUCUUGGUGUACCAAAUUUACUUCAAAUUUAGGAUCUCCAAAGUUUCCUCGAUUGAGGUGACCCAGCUUUCUGCGAAUCUGCUGCUUGUGACCUUCCCUGGAUCAGCACUGGCAGUGAAGUCAAUAAUGCCGGGUUGCCAUUUGAGAAUGAACGAGUUUGACAACUCUAACUAUCUGAAACAAAUCUGGCGACACUCUCUGGCGCCAGUUCAGCAUCCUUUCACGAUUGCAACCCUACCGUCUGACGAAAAACAGAUGAUGAUCAUCCGAAAGGGGCGCUUCGACUUGUCAUCCGAAAAGAAAUAUCUCAUCACAGGGGCAUAUCUACCUCACUUGAGCUUCUUGAAGCCAAUGAAAAAUGCUAACCCACGUUCGCUCCUUUUCCAUACUAAAGUCAAAAAAUGUUUAAUAGUUGUUGGAGGAUCUGCAAUCAGUUUUGCUCUCCCAAUUUUGAGGACACUUAGUUAUAAUGGGGCCACCGUGAAGAUAAUUUGGGUUCUCAGGGAUCAUGAAGACCUCAAAAUCUUGGACUACUUUCAAAACAUACUAGUCAACGACGACUGCAUCGACAUUUUCAUCACUGGCUCCUACAGUCAGCAGGAGAUUUAUAGUUUCAAAAGAGCGAUAAGGGAACUUCAUCGUCUCAACAGGCAGAUGGAGCUCUCAAACCAGGAACAAGUCCUCAAUGGAACAUACUCUCCGCAAUACCAUGAAAAGUCACCUCUCAUGCAGUCCAAGGUAAGCUAUCAAACAAUGGCUAAUGAAUUCGACCCUGUUCUUGCUCACGAAAGUUCAGCCCAGAAAAACAGGGCUGCAUACAUCCCUCUUCGCCAUCAUGCUGAGCUACUCAAAUCUGGGUACUCUGCUGAGGAUGAAGACAAGUUUGAAAAUGUCGAUUUGGAUCUGGAUGGUAAAUGCAGAAAUCCCGAACCAAACGUCCCUAGAAGCUCCUCGUUGUAUUCAGGAAUCCUCGACACCCCUACGGAAUCUGCCCAACGACGUGACUCCUUCAGCUUGCGUUACUCAUCCUCUUCUGGUAUCUAUGAUGAUUUGGCAGAUUACUGGAUUCUUAAAGGUUUAGCUUGUCGGAUUGAAUUUGGAAGGCCAAGAUUGGGCAUCCAUUACUACAAUUGGUGCACUGGCUCUUCGUGUAUUGGCCCCUUGAUAGACAUACACAACGGCCAGUCAGUGUGUUGCAACGAAAUUACAAUUGAAAACAAGGGCCAGAAAUUACACUAUCAAAAGAGUGAUGGCCAUAUGUUGGGUUCGGAUGCGCAAGACGAGCUUUUCCUUAAUGAGCAAUUCGUAAAAAACAGACAGCAGAGAUUUCAAGAAAGAGGGGGAGAACUGGAUGAGUCCACAUGGGUUAUUGGUGCAGGUCCUAUUGGCCUUGUGAACAGAGUCCAACUUUGGGCUAAUGAUUGCGGUUUCAAUUUCCACGCAGAGAGCUUCAGUAUCUAG
Messenger RNA from Ogataea parapolymorpha DL-1, 1671 nucleotides. RefSeq lists its product as uncharacterized. Gene Ontology annotation, cellular component: plasma membrane. NCBI's taxonomy places the organism in Eukaryota, Fungi, Ascomycota, Pichiomycetes, Pichiales, Pichiaceae. Bases 1 to 1671 code for a protein of 556 amino acids. Gene Ontology annotation, molecular function: oxidoreductase activity. The record is from RefSeq and is a predicted model, not a curated record. The transcript has a single exon.